This is a messenger RNA of Guillardia theta CCMP2712, 930 nucleotides long. RefSeq lists its product as hypothetical. The coding region runs from base 1 to 930 and encodes 309 amino acids. The transcript is spliced from 12 exons. NCBI's taxonomy places the organism in Eukaryota, Cryptophyceae, Pyrenomonadales, Geminigeraceae. The record is from RefSeq and is a predicted model, not a curated record.
AUGCCUCCAAAACAAGCCGACAACACAAGGAGCAAGCUCGCAGACAAGAUUUGGGCUGCCUUGAACUUGAAUACAAAGCAAACGAAGGAAACGGCUCUUGCUGCAACUUUCAGUUUCGCUGCUCUUCUUGUAGCAAUUCUGUAUCAAAACUUCGAUGAUGCCAUGAUCUGGAUGGAAUGGAUUGAGAGUUACAAGGUAGACAUAAGGAGCAUCAAGGCUGGUGAUCAAAGAAUACUCAACAUGUGCAAGACGGCGUUCGGUUGCUACGCCACCACGAUAGUUGGGUAUGAUUCAUCAUUAGGAACGCAUGUCUUCUCAGCUUUCCUGCUCGCCUGGUGGCUUACUUUCUGUAGCCCUUUUGACAUAUGGCAUAAUUCCAUGAAGACCCCGUGGUUGAUGAUCCCAAUCAAAGCUUUCGCCACAAUCAGUUCGGCACAUGCUAUCACUUCUUGGGGCAUGGAAAAGGCUCUCAAUGCAGAGCACGAAAGGAUGAGGAAGUCCGUAUGGGCUGCCUUGCUCUGUGGAUUCACCUCCGGUUCGUUCGGGUGGGUAGUGGUCAGCUAUUUCGAGACAGGGGGUUCUGCCAUCGUUGCGAGUGCCCCGACGUGGGCGAUGCAGCGAGCCUGGUACUUAGUGUGGGUCUACUAUGGUCUCACAGACCCUCAUGGCAUCUUGCAACACUCGCGCCAAGCUGUUGGCUCGCAUCUCCAGGACAUCUCGCCCGUCCUCUCUACAUUGCUGCUGAUGAAGCCGAUCUCAAAGAGUGCUGGGAAGGUGGUGGUGGCGACUUGUUGCCUGGUCCUUCAGUUCGCUCUAGACAUCUGCUGCUACGAUCUCUUGAUUCACCUCAACAGAUUUUUUGCAAUUUUUUGGAGGACCAUUGCCCCGCUGAAGAUCGACAGAGUGUAUGUCCCGCCAAAAUCUGACUAG